AUGGAUUUAAAAACCUCUCAACCUGUUCAACGCAACCGUUUUUUAAAACUAUCUCUGAAGAAAAACAGAGAAAAAAUUGAUAAUGAAACGAAAAAAACUUUUCGUGAUUCAGAUAUCAUUAUUCUUGACGAAUCGUUUGAAAACCUUCGCUCGGAGUUCCCGAAAAAGGUCAAUCCAUCUAUAGACUCACCAGUUCUAAUAAACGACUCUUGUGAUGAUUUAUUUGAUGAAUUAUUAACAAAUAAAGAACCCAGCAAGUCAGGAAAUGUAUCUCUAAACAUAACAAAUGAAUUUAAGUCUCCAGUCGCUAAAAACUCCAGACCCAGUAUCGGAGGCUGGUCACCUGCCCAAAACAUUAUAUGCGCAACACCAAAACAUGACACCGUCCCUUCUACACCACAAGACAAAGCCAAUGAAUCCUUAAGCCAAUGCUCUAUAAAGAAAAUACAAAAUUCACAUCAGAAAUUAUUAAGCGAUCUGUAUGGAGAAACAUGGAAAUCAAUACCGUCAUUAUUCAAAACAAUACAACAAAGCCACGACAAUUUGAACGUAAUUUCAAAGAAAUUGCACUUUGAUGACGAUGAUGACAGUGACAAAGAAAACAUCAGAUCACAUAUAAAAAAGAAUAAAGAACUAUAUUUAACGGAUUCUGAAAUCAAAAAGAAAAAAGAUUUAAGCGAUUUUGAAAGGCGAUCAAAGAAAAAAUUGUACACUGAAAAAAUUCCUAGCAUACCUGACCCUGUACCUGAAACGCCUAAAGAUAAAUUAAUAAAACUUAGAAAUGUUAAUAGUACAACGAAAAAGACUAAAGGUUUGUCUGUGACCGAUUUGGUCAAAGUUAUGGGCAAUGACAUUGAUUUUAUAUCGAAGAAAGUUAAAAACGUAACUGUUACUCCUAAGAGUGAUAUUAAGAGGCUCAGUUUUAUUGGGUCUUUGGCAGAUAAUGUGCCAUCAUGGCGAUGUCACCCAGAAGCAUUACAGUACCAUGACAAUUAUAAUAAACUAAGAGAACAACUCACGAGACGUCUGUACACCGAAUUCAAUAAAGUUGUAUUUGAUGAUGGGUUGGAAGCAGACAUGCCUAUUUUAUGGGAUUCGAAAUUAAGGAGCACCGCUGGUACAACAACAAACAAAUUGAUAAAAACCGCUCGCGGUGACAAAAUACGUGUAUCAAGUAUAAAAUUAUCAACAAAAGUUUUAGACGCAGUGCAAAGAUUAAGAGAUACAUUAAUACACGAACUGUGUCAUGCGGCUACUUGGAUUAUAGACGGCGAACUGAGGGCCGGUCACGGGCCUUUGUGGAAGAAAUGGGCGUCAAAAGCACUAAGAAAGUUUCCAGAACUAGGGGAAAUAUCAAGAUGUCACGAUAUGGAGAUACAUUAUAAGUACUCCUACAAAUGCACUAAAUGUGGUUACAGCAUAAAAAGACAUUCGAAAUCGAUAGACACAACGAAAAAGUGUUGCGGGUAUUGCCGUGGAACAUUUGAAGUUAUAGUUAACAAGAAAAACAAAGAUGGUGUCGUCGUAUCAACUCCAGCUAGAAAGGGAGGGUUAAAUGAUUUUGCUUUAUUUGUAAAACAAAAUUAUGGAAGUCUCAAAGAUGGCAGAACUCAUGCUCAAGUUAUGAAAUUACUCAGUGAACAGUUUUCUGCUAAAAAGACAAAAAUGCAAAAAGUGUUCGAGUUAGACAGUGAUGAAUCAGAAAGUUAGGUGUUGCCAUGUAAAAAUUAUUAUAAAAUAUGUUUUAUAAUAGUGUUGUGUUCAGUAAUCUAUGUUAUUAAUUAUAAUACUUGUUUAAAACGUUAGUAGUUUAAAGGAAAAGUGUGGUCGAUGAGUAUAAAGUAUAUCUUAUUGCCUUCAAAUUAGUUAAAUUUCAAUGAAACAUUUCCACCAUAUUUUAAUUAUUGUAAUAUGAAUUUUUAGGCAAGUCAAACAAUAUCUGUUU
Molecule: messenger RNA, 1945 nt
Organism: Melitaea cinxia (Glanville fritillary)
Lineage: Eukaryota; Metazoa; Arthropoda; Insecta; Lepidoptera; Nymphalidae
Product: acidic repeat-containing protein-like
Exons: 8
Coding region: 1-1710 (569 amino acids)
Cellular component (GO): nucleus
Source: RefSeq, a predicted model, not a curated record